AUGCAAAAUAAAAUAUUCUUACAACUCCCAACAACUUCAUAACACUAUUUUUAGUUACAAUCGAAAUUCUUAAACAAAAACAACAACCAAAUUGAAUUGCUCUGUUAUGAAAAUCAAUUAUAUAGGAAGGUAUUUUCAAACUAUAUACUAAGUCACAAAAAUCCUUUAAAUUUACAAUUCUGAAUAGUACUCUCAGAUUCUCAAUCAAGCAUGAACAAGCUUCCAUCAUCUUAAGAUUAGAGAAAGAUGAAUGCAAUUUUAAAGAAUAUGUUUUUCUUGAUAAAGCUGAUCCUUGGGAAAAGAAAUUAAAAUCUAAAAUACCUUAAUUGGAUUAUCAAACAUAUUAUGAAUUAGAAAAGUUAGUUGGGAAUGGUAGUUUUGCUUCUGUCUACAUAGCUAAGAAGAAAUCAGAUGGAUCCAAAGUUGCGAUCAAGGCAUUUCUUAAGAAAAUGUUAAUAUAAAAUAAUCCUAAUUCAUGGAGAGUAGUAUUUUCAUUGAAAUUUAGUUAACCAUAGAAAAUGAGAUAAAGGUCAUGAAGUCUUUAGAUCAUCCUAGCCUGUUAAAGUUUUAUGAUCACUUUGAAAAUAGAGCUUAAUCGUACAUUGUUAUGAGUUUGGCAAGGGGAGGAACCCUAGAAUAAGGAUUAAAAAAGUUAGAAGAGCCUUUGCCGUUUUUAAGUGUUAAAGUUAUUUUUAGACAAAUCGUAGAUGCAAUUAAAUAUCUACAUGAACGAGGAUUUAUGCAUAGAGAUUUAAAGCCAAGCAAUAUUUUGUUGAAAAAGCCGAUGUCUCUAAAACAAUUUUCUCUAGUAGCCUAACAAGAUCCAAAUAUAGUCGUCAGUGAUUUUGGGGUGAGUUCAGAAAUAAAAGACGAUAUGGACAUUGGAAAAUAUUGUGGUUCUAUUGGAUUCAUGGCUCCUGAAAUAAUAAGUUGCGAAGAUGAUAAGAACUUGACCUAUAAUGAAAAAUGUGACAUCUUUAGUCUCGGUUGCAUUCUCUAUAGAUUGUAAUGAAUGAAUAUAAGUUAGAAUCACUAAUAAACCCUUGUUUAAUGCUCAAAAUUAGAUGGCACAGAAAUAGUUGAACAAGGAAUGUCAUUUUGAUUGGAUAAAAAUUAGCGAAGAGUUAUAUAAUAGUAAAUAGUUGACACAAUUAUUGAUGAAGAUGUUGUGCGUAGAUCCAACCAAAAGGCCUUCUUGUUCAGAUAUUCUUAAGGCCAAGAUUUUAGAAGUAGAAUAUGAUAAUGAGGGAUGUCCCUUAUUUAUCAAUUACAAGAAACCAAAAUCUCAAUCUAUUUAAUAAGCUAAAACUUCUAGACCUUCAAUUAAAUCUAUAAGUAACAACCGAUUACCGUUUGUAUCUCCUAAUCUUUAUUACAACAUUCAAAACAACAAUAAACCUUCAAAUGUAAGAUCUGGUAAUCUUCUAUUACCUCCUAUAAAUAAGAAAUUGCAAACUGAAUAAUGUUAAUAUUGA
Messenger RNA from Paramecium octaurelia, 1475 nucleotides. Lineage: Eukaryota; Ciliophora; Oligohymenophorea; Peniculida; Parameciidae. The record is from the annotation of a GenBank genome assembly.